UGAACAUUUGCAUUUCCAUAGAUCCGUAUUGUUUCUUAAAUUAUUGCACAGAGAUUUGAGAAAAGAGUCUAAGCUGCCAUUUACAAUGUUAAAAAAAAGGCCGUGUGCUUUUGUGCGAACGUAACACGCAUGCCUGUUCGAAGGGGCGUCUGUCACAUUACCCGACAGCACCGAGAGAUGACCAUAACCACCGCGCGCUCAGUGAAUCCAAACGUGAGACCAACGGACAGUGUGAGCUCUUUCGUGCGUCGUGUCAAAUGAGUGAGUUCUCUCGAGUUAGCUGUUUAAUUAUAUAAUGGGGCUUUGCGGAGGAGGGGCCAUGAGACAGUCGCCUUCGCAGAGAACUCGAGGUCCCGCCAUCUUAGCGAACGCGGACGGCGCGUUCCCACCGGCUGUGCAAGUUGUCUCACACAACUACAACAAUUCAGCACCCAGGAAAAGGGGAUUGGCGGAAUGGAUGUGGACGUUAACAGGACACAAUCGGCAGCCGGGAGUGAAGAGGGCUGACACCGUUGGUGAACUGCAGAUAAUGUUGCCUAUGCAAAUGUCGGAGAACUCAGGUGACGUCUGUCUGCUGGCCGAGAGCCCCUACAGGAUACUAAGGGUCGCCAUUGUAGCACCUUGGGACCCCAACGUCCAUCGGUUCGCCGAAGUAUGUACCCCUCCCAUUACCACUUUAGCUUUGCUACGCAGAUUUUGGACAAAUGUCAAAUAUCUACUGCCAGGGACUUCAACAGACAUUGCAACAUUUAAACAUGUAAUGGCGUAA
Messenger RNA from Chilo suppressalis (striped riceborer), 769 nucleotides. The record is from the annotation of a GenBank genome assembly. Lineage: Eukaryota; Metazoa; Arthropoda; Insecta; Lepidoptera; Crambidae.